UCAGGGAAGAUCACACUACCUACUGUAGGUCGACCCCUGAGCCUCUGUGUGUCUCCUCUUCAAGGAUACAGGUCGCACACCAGGGAUACCAUCACAGUACUCCUGCCAACCUUGCCAAAGCCACAAUGUCACAAUUCUGUACAAUGCCAACUGGAGAGAGGAAGAAGCAUGCAGCAGCUAUUUGCCAAGAGGUCCAUGGUACCAAUGGGGCCGUCAUGGAUCUGGGAAAGAAGCUCAGCACUCCGAAAGACAUAAUGUUGGAAGAGUUAUCAUUGCUAUCCAACAGGGGGUCCAGGCUUUUCAAAAUGCGCCAGAGAAGAUCAGAAAAAUAUACAUUUGAAAGUAUCCAGAACGAGGCAAACGCACAGCUAAAUAGCGACAUUUUAACUGCAAAUGCACAAACAGUGGAAAUAACAGUGGAUGCUCCAGCUGAUGGGAAUACUGCUAUUGCAGAAAACACUGAAAACACCGCCUCAGACACUGCUGCAGACAAGACAAACGCCACAGCCAUGUCCAAAUCCUAUCACUCCCCAUGGGAGCAGGCCAUACUCAAAGACCCUGACCUCGCUGAAACUCUUAAACUGGGAAUGCCAACACCAGACCCUAGGGAAGACCUGCCUCAGUACAAAUGCUUUAACAGGGUAGCCACUCCUUAUGGUGGCUUCGACAAAGCUCCCAGGGGAAUCACAUUUAAGCUCCCUGAGGUGGACCUGAACCCUCCCAGUUACCCUGAGCUGCAGGAUCCAGGGAUGAAGCGCCCCACCUUCAACAGGACGGCCCAGGGUUGGAUAUCUGAGGGCACCCACCUGAUCCUGCCCACCAUCACCCUUGAGCCCAUUCAAGUGCCAGAGUCUGAUGACCUGUAGAUGGUCUUACUGUGUGUAACCAUGGAAACCCAAUAUCAACUCUUGUUUGUUGGCACCAUGUACGGCAAAAAACAAGUCACGAGAUCCCAUUUUCCCUUAUACUAUGGACAGAAGAUGUUUCAGGCAUUUAUUGACUAGUGUUUAGUCUAAAUUUAAACUGUAUUUAAAAAUCAUGUAAAUAGCAAAUGGAAUGGUCUAUACAUCAUUUAAAAAAAACUAAUUUUGUUCAUUGGUAGUUAAAGCAAACCUGUAAAUUUUACUGAUGCUUAAAUAAAUUGGUGAAUAUAUUAUGAUAAUGUAAAUCAAGAAUGAUACUUAUUUAUGGGUGUGUGCAUAUUAAUUCUAAAAUGCUGAACAUACAAAUAAAAAUACGUUUAGCCUUUAAUUAAGUUAAAUGAAAAGUCAGCAUUGAAAUAACCCCAAAAUGUUUGACCUGUUUAGAGAGAUUUAUAUACAAUGCAGUGAGGACUUGUUCUUUCAAAUCCCAAUUUCCAAAUCCCUCAGGGGUAUUUUUGUUGGCUAAUGAAAGGAAUUAAAUACUAUUGCUAUGCAACUAAGAAAUACUUCAUCAACCUGAGGUCAUAGAAAUCUGGGAAAAGAAUAAUAAAUAUAGACUUAUUACUUCACUACAGAUAAAUACAAAAAGAUUUCUGUACAAAGACAGUGCUCUUUAUUGUUUGUAGUAACAAAUGCAUUUAAAACUAACCACAUCACAAUAAAAAGUAGCAUUACUGGAAAAUUAAGGGGAAACAUUUAAGUUGCUUGAUUGGUUUCACUCAAACUUUGAUUGGAGUCGUUUGCAUCUAAAAGAGUUUAGGGUAGCAUUGCAGUACUCGAGCACGGUCUUGGCCUCAAGAACACAUUUCGAAAAGUCUUGGUCUUGUCUCCAACUGGCAGGACUUGGAAUCAUCCAUCAGGACCGGUCAAGACCACCACUGAUGUGCUAUUCUUUACAUCACAUCAUUAAUGUGAUAUUAAAGAGAGGCCCUUGCUAAAACAACAAAUUACUUCAAUUCAUGUGAAAUCCCCCCAUCGACAACUGACGAUUUUGUUCAGGCAUAUGAUGACAUUUUCAGUUGAUCUGUUCCUGAUUAAUAAAUGUCUUAAAUCUGUACUUUAAUUUGACUUAAAACAGCUGCCUUUAGGUCACGGAUUGUUAUGCCUCCUUGGAAAUAGAUUCAAGUGCCUAACUCAGAUCCAAACAAACUAGUCAAUCUUAUUUCUAGUCAGAAAUACAUUUUAACACUUAUUUUAGGCCUGAUUCAACUGACAAAUCUAGAUAAACUUCUUAUUUUCAGAUACUUAAAACAAUGUCAGACCUGUCAGUGGCUUUUUAAUACAUAUAAGGUGGUGCUUUGAAACAAGGGUUUCACUAAAAUUAAAGAGAGAGCACUCUUUUACUGUUAAAUCUUAUGAAGAUUUUUGUUGUUGAAUUUUAUGUUUUUUUGUCUUGUCUUGGUCUCAGCUUGUCUGGGUCUUGAUCCACAAAAGUCUUGGUCUUGUCUUGGUCUUGGUGCACUCUGGUCUCGAGCAUGUCUUGGUCUCAGAUUGUGUGGUCUUGACUACAACACUAGUUUAGGAGCAUCGCCCUAAUGGACAGUUAUAAAUGAUGUAUAUCUUAGUUCCUUACAUACUACGACUACUACUACUACA
Molecule: messenger RNA, 2519 nt
Organism: Cheilinus undulatus (humphead wrasse)
Lineage: Eukaryota; Metazoa; Chordata; Actinopteri; Labriformes; Labridae
Gene: myoz2b
Product: myozenin 2b
Exons: 6
Coding region: 126-866 (246 amino acids)
Cellular component (GO): actin cytoskeleton; Z disc
Molecular function (GO): telethonin binding; actin binding; FATZ binding
Source: RefSeq, a predicted model, not a curated record